Messenger RNA from Formica exsecta, 2578 nucleotides. RefSeq names its product facilitated trehalose transporter Tret1-like. The record is from RefSeq and is a predicted model, not a curated record. Gene Ontology annotation, cellular component: membrane. The transcript has 4 exons. Gene Ontology annotation, biological process: transmembrane transport. Gene Ontology annotation, molecular function: transmembrane transporter activity. The coding region runs from base 406 to 1863 and encodes 485 amino acids. Lineage: Eukaryota; Metazoa; Arthropoda; Insecta; Hymenoptera; Formicidae.
AUAUAUAUAUAUAUAUCUUCGACAUAUUUGACAAUUGGUAUUUAUGAACCAAAAGUAUUAAACAUAUUGCCGAUCGGGAACACGAUGAUAAAUCCGACAAAAUAAAGUAUUUGCUAUGUGCAAAGAAUAUGCGCAUAUCAUUUAUUGUCUUUGUUAGCGAGAAUGACGAAAAGAUAAGGAUGUCCCUUGCGACAAGAAUAUACGCGCGAAUAGCUAUCAUUAUAAAUUAAAUUAUAACACGCAUGUCGGUCGAGUACGAGACGUGAGGGGCUACCUUUCCGUUUGUGCUAAUUGGUUCCCCGUCGUUCAUGAAUUCUGUCCCUCCUCGAUUCCUGGCGCGAGUCUAUCGACAGUCUUGAAAGACGCUACCAUUGCAAUUGCACUUUUUUGAAAGAACGACGUGCGAUGGAAAAGAAUGAGAAGUUGCAGGAGCCAGGCAAGUUGCGGCAGUUUAUGUUCGCGGUGAUCGUAAAUCUAUCAUCGGUGUCCUAUGGGUUCAUGAUGGGAUGGCAAUCACCGUCAGUUCCGCAACUACAAAAUCCAUUGCCGGUCGUAGGAAGUGAACCCAUGACGGACGACAAUAUAUCCUGGAUGAACGGCAUUUUGACCCUGGUGGGCACCUUCAUGACCAUGCUGCUUUUAGUGAUACCCGACAAAUUCAGUCGUAAGAGAUUCGGUUACGUGUUAACGUUGCCGAUGAUACUCUCCUGGCUGUUGAUCAUUUUCGCCACCGAACACAUGCAUAUUUACGUAGCGAAAGCCCUGAACGGUAUUACUGGUGCCAGUAUAUUCUUCUUAGUGUCAAACUAUGUGUCGGAGAUUUCGAGCGACAGCAUCCGCGGUAUAUUAGCAAGUAUUAUAGGAUUCUCCCUCAAUACUGGGAUAUUGCUGGCUUACAUCUUAGGCGGCAUGAUGUCUCUAUACAACCUCGCUGUGGUUGGCGCGAUAAUGAGCGCGUUGUUCCUGAUUACUUUUGUGUUCAUACCGGAAUCGCCGGUCUACUUAGUGCGUCGAAAUCGUAUGCAUGAAGCAAUUAAAUCGUUGAAUCGAUUGAAAGCUGGAAACACUUUGGCGGUAGAACAGGCAUUGUCGCAUCUACAAUUGCAAAUUAAGGAAGUCACGUCCAUGAGAUCCGCCAAGCUGUCAGAUUUAUUUAGAGACAAAGCGACGAUUAAAGGACUGAUCAUCAUCUUGGGUUUGUUCGCCGGUCAACAAUUUUCCGGAAUCUUUGCAGUGAUCAGUUACACGGAAAGUAUUUUCCAAAUAGCCGGCAGUUCGUUAUCGCCGAACACGUCGUCCAUCAUUGUGGGAGUUAUCAUGGUUCUUGGUUCAUGUCUGUCGACAUCUUUAAUAGAGCAUAUGGGUAGACGGCUUUUGCUCCUGAUAUCCUGUGUGGGAAUGUGCAUGUGUCAUUGUGUGCUCGGCGCAUUCUGCUAUCUCCAGAACUUAGAAUAUGAUAUAUCCGCUUACGGUUGGAUACCGAUCGCAGCACUGUCCAUCUUCGUGAUAGUGUAUGCUGCAGGAAUGGGCAACGGACCCGUCGUGAUAAUGUCCGAGAUAUUCAGCCGCGACGUGACCAGUAUGGCCUCGAUUGUGGGUCUCACCAUGUGUUGGGCCGCAUCUUUCAUCAUAAUAAAGACCUUCGCCGAUCUCAUCACUCUACUAGGUAUGCACGGCUGCUUCUUCUUCCUCGCCAUCUGCUGCGCCUGCACUUUCUUGUUCUGCUUUAUAUUGGUGCCGGAGACUAAAGGACGGACGCGCGAGGAUAUUGUGGAUGAGCUCAAUGGAGAUUUGCAGUAUGAAAAGAAUAAGAACAUUAAGGAUAACAUCGGAACGGAUUUGGUGCAUGCGGUACACGUGUAAAAAUGUUUUCCGCAUAUAUAAAGUGUCCAUCUAAAAGUAUUCUAACAGAGAGAUUUAUGAAAAACUAAUAUCUUCAUUACUCAAUUUGUUUGCUCUCAGUGUUUUUAAAUGCGAACUUCUGUAUAUAUACAUGCUGUACAUAGCUUUAUGGAAAAGUAUAUGCCGUCAGUUUCUUAAAGAUUAUUUCCUAUAUUGAAAAUAUGUGUAAUGUUCACAAUAAUUUUUAUUUAUCUUCAAAUUGCGCACAUAUUUUAACAUUUAUACAUUCGCUAUUUAAAAUUCAGUUAUCUGUUUAAGUAUUUAUUUCAUGUAAGUUAUAUGUGCAAUGUUUCUAUCUUCUUGAUAUAUCCCAAAAACAAAGUAACUAAAUUUGCAAAUUGCUUCAUAUAAUUGUGACGACUUUAAAGAGGAAAUGAGUCUCGCGUAUAUAUUUUAGCUGUUCUAUUUACUGUCUCGUGAAAUUUCGUUUUAUCAAUAUUAAAUAUGUCAGAAUGAUACGCAACAUAUAAUGUAAUGUUAUAUAUUAUCUCGUAGAUUUGCUUUAUAACAAUGCAACCAUGUGCAUAUGAGUACAUAGAUAUGAUGCAAUGUUGACUAAUACUGAUGCUGAUAAUAUUCAGAUAAUAAUGCAAACAAGAUUAUGAAUAGCAAUAUAUUAUCAUGAAAGAUAAGAACAAAAAGUUGUAUAUAAAAAAAAUAUAUAUAUAUUCAAUUA